Messenger RNA from Chironomus riparius, 330 nucleotides. NCBI's taxonomy places the organism in Eukaryota, Metazoa, Arthropoda, Insecta, Diptera, Chironomidae. The record is from the annotation of a GenBank genome assembly.
AUGAGUUUAAAACUUCUACUACAAACAUUAUUCCCUAAUGCUGAAAUUGAAAGCUUUAAAUAUAAAAUGAAAAUCUACCUUGAAUGUUCAGAAAGAGAAGCAAAAUUACCACAUCACAUUAUAGCUGCAGGACAUCCAUUUCCUCCAUCGAUUUUUAUAGACAGAAAAAAAAAUGGAACGAUCAAAUUAGAUGAAAUCGCAGCACCAACGACAACUCUCACAACGGAACUGACAUUUUUAAGUAAAAUUAAAAAUCGAAUCAUCAAGAAACCGAAUCAAGCAAUUGUGGAUUACACGGAUGAGUGGCGUAACGGUGAAAAUGGUAUUUAG